AGAGAGAGAGAGGCACACUGCCGCUAUCACACACACACACACACACACACACACACACACACACACACUGGGACUAUAUUAUUUGGGAGUGCGCGCAGUGAGAGACAGUUGAUGACGGAGCUGCUGGAUGUUUCGGACACUAACAGCAGACUGAAGAAUCUGAGCCGCGGAGAGAAACUCUACUUUAAAGAUGUACUGAUCGGGGGGGAAACAGCCCUACAGACAAACAGAUACAGACAUGAUCCCUUAUUCUCCCUGAGGAACUGACCAAUCAGCAGUCAGGAUGAUGCCCAAGCAGCAGCUGGCUCAGACGUCUCCAGGGAGCGUGCUGUCGCUGAGAGGGUCCAGCGUCCCAGGAUCCCCGGCUGCAGCCAUCGUGGCCAGAGUGGAGGACGGGGUGAUCGGCUAUAAGGACUUGGCAGCGUUACCGAGAGACAAAGCCAUCCUGGAUAUAGAGAGACCGGAUCUGAUGAUCUACCAGCCGCACUACAGCUACAGCCCACUGGAGCGGUCGUUGUCUCCUCGCUCCAUCUCUCCUCCUGCCUCCCCAGAGAGGGAGUCCCGGGAGUGGCUGGAGAACCGAUCUCCUGGAGGUUCCUCUCCUGGUUCCACCAUCCCGACCAGCAGGACCCACAGCACGCACACACCGCCCACCCCAAAUACCCCAAACACCCCAAACACCCCCCACACACUCCCGUCCGGCAGCAAGAGCAGCAUGCAGCACUUCCACCGGCCGGAAAACGGCUCCAACAUCUAUAAGAAGCCUCCCAUCUACAAACAAGAUGUGUCGUCCUCUCAGGUCCCUCAGGGGAAACACAUCGAGGAUCUGAUCAUCGAGUCCUCGAAGUUUCCAGCAGCUCAGCCUCCGGACCCGAACGUGCCCUCCAAGAUAGAGACGGACUACUGGCCCUGCCCCCCCUCCCUGGCUGUGAUUGAGAAGGAGUGGAGGAAGAAGGGAAGGGAUGAAGAUGAGGAGGAGGAUGGAGAGCUGGAUGAUGAGCUGUGGGGACUCAGAGUUCUUCAGAAACAAGAACUCAACAAGAUUCAGUCCAAUCUGGGAAAGAUCAUCUUGAAGGAAGAGUUGGAGAAAUCUUCAGCUCCUCUGAGGAGGAAAACUCGCUCGCUACCGGACCGCAGCCAGAACGCCAGCUCCAACGCCUCCAAGUCUGUGUAUUUCCCAGCAUCCUCUAAGAGCGGCCUGUCCAGGCUGCAGUCGGCAGAGUUCAGCUCGUCGGAGAAAACUCCCGCAGAUCUUCAGAACGGAGACUCUCGGAUGGACAGAGGGAACUCUCUCCCCAGCAUGUUGGACCACAAAAUCUACCCUUAUGAGAUGUUGGUGGUGACCCACAGAGGGCGGAGCAAACUGCCCCCCGGUGUGGACAGAACCCGGCUGGAGAGACACCUCUCUCAGGAGGAGUUCUUCAGUGUUUUCGGGAUGUCCAUCGAGGAGUUCGACUGCCUCUCCGUCUGGAAGAGAAACGACCUGAAGAAGAAAGUCUGCCUCUUCUGACGCCGCUGGAGGCUGCAUCUCCCACAAUCCCCUGCUCUUCUUGGAUCACUGCGGGAUCCUGAAAAAAAAAAAAACUGAACAAAACGUCAUCAUCAGCACCGCCGCCAUCUUCUUCACCGCCGCCGCCGCCGCAGCAGCAGCUCUGUCAGCGGGACGGCUCAGGCUUCAGGUUUGAUUCACAGAGGUUAGAUUCCUGCUGCAGCGUCAACUCCACCAGAACCAGAACAACACCACGACUCCUGUUUGAUACGCUUCUAGUCGAGAGAGCGAUGUUUGUACGCACGGAGCGCAGAAGAGCUGCACGACUUCUUUUAAUGAAUAGUUUGUUUCUCCACCUGAGGAAGAGUGAAGAGUCACACCAGCAUUUUAAUCUGAACCUUUAGACUCAUUCAAUUUCAACAGAAUCUCUUUAAUGUGGCUGAACUUUGACGAGUAAAAAUGAACACUGCACCUUAAGAACAUAUUUAUCUUUCAGAAUAAAAGCACUACAAAUGAAUGAAAUACAAGUUAAGAGUAAAUCGACAGCACAUUUUAUUUUCAUGUGUUUAAAAGAAGGGAUGUUUUCUUAAGCUGCAGUGGAUUUACUUACGGGAUAACUCUGAGUGGCUCCGCCCACUGUAUGAUUAAGCCCCGCCCCCUCCGAGUACACAAUAAUACAGAUGAUGUAGGAUCACGUUGGCUAAUCUCUAGAGUCUGUGCACUCUGGUGUUCAUUUCAGACUGUUUGUCUUUUUAAAUGACCUGAAACACUCAGAUCUAUAAACGAUAUAAACCUUUAGACCUUCUUUAGACACAUUCAUUUCUGGUGUGACCCGGCACGACGUGACGACACUUCCUGGUCUUUUCUCAUCCGUCUGAAAACUUUAAACUGUGAAGCGGGAGCCGACGGAUACGGACGAGUCCUCUGUUCGUUUGGUUGCAUUCUGGGAAAUGAAGUUAAUUCUACUGUUCUUCUCAAGCGGAGUUUAUAUGUUAAUCCCACUAAUCUAAGCAUUAAAAGUUUUCCAUACAGCAGAUUAAACAUUAGACAGAUGACACCAGCUGCAGACGCGAAUCCCUGCUGGUUCUAUUCCAACUGAAGGGAAUAUAUUUUAUUAUCGAGCUUCCAGCUGCAGUCGGGCUUUAAAGAACAACAUUCCUGCUGACUCGGAGUCAGUUCUCAGUACAGAUUAGAUGCUGACUGUGAGGAACAGACCUUUUCAAAAGGAUCGUUCCUAUUGGCUUAGCCAGCUAUGAUGUCAUAAUGACAGCGUUUCUUUCCCAGCACCUAAAAGAAGAACGAGGAGACAGUUUGAUCACAGACGAAACUAAUAAAGCUAAUAAAGCUAAUAAAGCUGUAACUCAUUUGUUGUUGAUGAAACAUUUGCUGAAGACAUCAACUUAUCUUUAUUGAUUUAUUGUAUUAUUAUAUAUAUUUAUAAUGGAAAGCUCUGCACUGGCCUGUGUAUGGAAGCCUCUUUCUGCCAGUAAAAUAAAAAAUAAGAUGAAAUCAUGAGAAUAAAACAAAUGUUCAUGUUAAAUCUAAAUAAUGAAAUACAAAUUGAUCAUUUUGAUACUUAUUUUAUCUCAUCAUUUCGAUUUAACAUGAACAUUUCUUCAAGUUUUCAUCUUCUUUUUUGUAUUUUACUGGCAGAAAUGAGCUUCCUGUUACACAACCGUAGUCUGACACUCCCCCACAGAGGCUGGAGCGUUAGCCUCUCUCAUCAGCUGAUGAACUGAUGAACUGAUGAACUGAGCUGUUGUUUUAGCCCUCAGUUCAAUAAAAUGUGUCUCUAUUACCAAAACAAGAGCUUAAAGUUCCGCUAGCAGCUCUGUACUGAGACACAGCAGUGUCGUUAUCGUUAUGGGACAAAAUACUCAACAAAUAUUAAAUCAAUCUUCAUAUAAACAGACGCCAUUUCACCCAAACUCAGCUCCUAUUGGCUGUGAUGAAACUGUCUCCUCCUUGUUCUUCUUUCUUCAGCAAAAGCCACUGCCCUGUUUUAUCUGAACACACACACACACACACACACACACACACACACUGGGAGAUAGUGUAGAAGAACAAUGUGAACCAGAGCCUGAACUGCACUCUGCACAGCUCCGGUUCGUCCAAUAAGCAGGUUGUAGACAUUUAGCGUGGGCUAGUGUUGCUUAGUGACCAAAUGAUGUGCAGCUAUUUUUUAACCUCCAUAGAGAAGUGGCAUGUUUGUUAUUAAAACCUGAAUGAAAAUGUAAAAUCAUCUUUAAAAAAAAAAAAAAAGUGAAUUAUAUCAAUACAUUUUCCCCAUCAGAGGAGACGACGGAGGACAGAGGCAUGAUGGGAAAUGACUGGAGAUCUUUACACAUUAUUCAACCUGAAGUGAACUGAUGGACUCGUUAACACUUCGGUGAAUCUGUGACGACUUUAACACAUAGUUAUAUAUCCUGAAAGUAUAUUAAUAUCCAUCAGCAUCAUAUCUGAUCUCCACAAACAUGGAUGAGUUCAAUCUAAAGGACUCGUUAUACGAACACGGGCGUUGAUUCAAAGCUGAACCUCCAUCUGGAUGAAUUUAAAGGUGCAAUUAUAUUUUAAUAAAUCAAAUUAAUACAGAUAACGUGAUAUAAAGACUCCAUCCAGCCUUUUCUCCUCCUGCAGGUAAACCAGACUAACACGGUAGUUCCCAACCUUUUUCCUUCUAUCAUUAAUAAACAGACUCAUAUUUUAUGGAUAUUUCAUUUAUAUUAAAAACUGUACAAUGAACCCAAACAGUGAACUCAGUAACUGCAGGAAGUUUGAGUGAAACGAGACAUUUGGAUGAAUUUUGAGCAGAUUAUUUCCUGUUUAUGGAACUUUUUAUAUAAUUGAAUACAAUACAGUAAAACCAACAUCUCGACCCUGCAGACUCUGUAUGGAAGCCCCUUUCUGCCAGUAAAAUAAAAAGAUCAAUACUUAUAAUAAUAAAAUAAUUGAAAAAAAACAUGUAAAGUUAAAAAAAAUACAAUUAGUUUAAUUCAAAAUUGUGACUUUUAUCUCAAAAUCUCGAUUUUUUAAAUCAUAAUUUUGACUUUUUAGAGGAACUUUUUAAAUAAUACAACACAAACAAGUAUUGUAACAGUUGUAGACGCUGACAGAUGGUUCAUCCAAUCAGUAUUUUUUUAAAGUGCCCGCCCUUUUCCAAACAAUCGCUCCCAGACGGUUCUGUGUAACAAACCAUCUGCCCCCGUCAACCCUCAGAGCGUCCGCAGUCAUUACUCUGCUGUUUUUGUGUUAAUGUGAUUUAUCGACGCUCCUUUAAAUUCAGACCCGUGUGUGAGGUUUGAAUUCACUCUCACCGCACGACGCCAAAAAUAAUCACCGCCGCCACAUCCUGCAUCACACGCCACCACGUCUGCCUCGCCACCACGCGCUUCCUGUACCUGUGGGGAUGAAUGUUUGUCGAGCGAGCGAGCAUCGGUCACUUUACGUUGAUGAUUUCCUUUACUCUACUCUUUCUUUUCGCGAGGAAUGAUUCUGACGCUGUUUGAUGAUACUGAGAGGAUUUACGCUUUGUUCUGAUUGGUUGUGAGUAGUUAGAAACAGGAAGUGGGUUGCUGUGACUGACACCAUGAUGACACAAAGAUUGUUCCACGUUUUCUUUUUCUUUUUGUAUAUUUUAAAGUGUUUUAUUGUUUCUUUUUUUUAACAAAAUUAUUUGAACACGCAGGGCGACUUCGGCGAGACCCGGUCGCCGCCAACGAGUCGGAUAUUUGAACAGCUGCGAGCAUGAUGUCAUGGUGAUGAUGUCAUAUUUUUAUUUAGCCUUUAAUUAAUAGAUUUAUAUAAACGACGCUGGCAGAGACGGGUUGCUGGCAGAGGUGCACGACGGAUUUUAAUCCAGAGUUAAACUGAAAAGAGGUCAGACUGAAGUCAGACUGGGGUCAGACUGGGGUCAGACUGGGGUCAGAGGUCGGACUCGUUGGCGGGGACUCACCUGUCCGCAGCCGCCCUGCUGCUGUACAUACUGAACCACUGAAUGACGAUAUAAUUCUGGUUGUUGUUGUUUUGGAUGCAGGUGAUGUAACAGGUGAAUGGUGAUGUGAAUGAUUAACCAUGAGUUACAAUAAAGAGCAUUUCUAUUUGCUUUGA
Dicentrarchus labrax (European seabass) is the source of this 5596-nucleotide messenger RNA. Its product is annotated as dematin-like. The coding region runs from base 284 to 1510 and encodes 408 amino acids. The record is from RefSeq and is a predicted model, not a curated record. The transcript has 18 exons. Gene Ontology annotation, cellular component: plasma membrane; actin cytoskeleton. NCBI's taxonomy places the organism in Eukaryota, Metazoa, Chordata, Actinopteri, Moronidae. Gene Ontology annotation, biological process: lamellipodium assembly; actin filament bundle assembly; cytoskeleton organization. Gene Ontology annotation, molecular function: actin filament binding.